UCUGCCUACAUGUACCUAAUUCACAAGAUUUUUUUAGAUGAAUGCUGCACCAGUACCCACAUUAAUUCUUCUUCUUCAGAAAAAAAAAAUCCUAUCAUCUUAUCAUAGGUAUUCAAAAGCUCGAAAAAAGUAGCUCAAUUAAAUUUUACCAAUAAUUAUACCACUAACUUUUCGGUAUUAAAAACUAAUUAAAUUCUUCCACAAAUAAGCAAUAAGCUCCUACAAGACAAUGGCGUGCAGCUAUGCUAAAACUACCAUCAAAUGGUACCGUGGCGGGUACUGUUAACGCGACUUCUGUGAUUAGAAAGUUAAAAUCGAAAGCGUUUCUUGUGGCUGACUUCCUUUACGUAUCUACAGCAACAAACCAGUCACCUGAAGGUUAAUAAAAUAAUGUGGUGUUUUAUUUAACUGAAAAGUAAUUUUUGGUUGCACCAUUUCAGAAAUUUUUGAUAAACAUGCCAGUUAAUCUGUACUUAAAUACUAGUGCAAUAUUAGGAUGAUUCGUUCCUUGUCCUUAUGGUUUUUGUUGUUUAGUUCAGGUUUAUGUCAAGAUGACGAAGAUGGUCCAUACAAAGGUAAAUUCCUCGGUCAGCUCAAUUCGUAUCAUCAUCAAGUCUCUGGAGAUGUUUACGCCGUUGACAAGUACACAUUACUUUUAACAUCAUUCAAUUAUGAUGGAAAUGGAGCUGAUACCUUCUUCUGGGCCGGUGCAGCCAACAGACCGGGCCCUCAAGGAUUUAUCGUACCAGACGAGAACGGAAGAACGAACGUCCUUAAACGUUACUUCAACCAAGAUUUCACCUUAGUAUUGCCGGACAAGAAAAAAAUCACCGAAAUUAAAUGGUUGGCCAUCUACGAUAUUGGUUCGCAAAAUACCUUUGGUGAUAUUUAUAUACCGGAAGAAUUUGAGCCUCCUAGCACUCAAAAGAUAGCUCAGCUCACAGGUAAAAACUCUAUUAGUACUAUUUCCGUGGAAAUUGUGGAUGCCAAACAAAUUAAAAUAACCGGGUUAACCUAUGAUGGGAAAGCUACUGGAGCUUACUUUUGGGUGGGUGUUGGAACUCUCCCAGUUUCUAAAGGAUUUAAAGUUCCAGAUGAACACGGAUAUUUAGAUCCUCUUAAAUCUUACAAAAAUAAAACAUUAACUUUGGAAUUACCAGGAGAUCUGACUAUUUUCAAUAUAAAUUGGUUUAGUAUUUUCGAUCAUGAUACAAACACCAAUUUAGGGUCAAUUCUUAUACCAGAUGCUUUAAAUGUGCCUCCAUCAUUAGUAAAAAUUAUUCCUUACAAAGAUGAACUACCCAAUUGCCUCCAGCUUCACAAAAACUUUCAAGUUUCCUGGGAAAUAUUCGGUCCAGCAAUAACUAUUCAAUUGGCUGGCAUGGUCGAUGAGGAUGAAUAUUUGGCAUUUGGUAUAUCAGGAUCUCCAGAAAAAAGUCAAAUGGUUGGAGCUGACGUGGCGGUAGCUUAUAUUGAUGGUUAUCUAGGAUAUGCUACUGAUUAUAAUAUCACAGCCUUGACACCGUGUGUAAAAGUACUUGGGCAAUAUAAAGGCGUCUGUAAAGAUGAACUUGUUGGUGGCCAGAAUACUAACCAAAUGCAUAAUGCAAUACGAGAAAAUGGAAUAAAUACUAUUAAGUACAGAAGAUCCCUUAUUUCACCCGACAACGGUGACAAAGAAUUUCUAGAAGAUAGUCCAGUAUUCAUCGUAUGGGCAAUGGGUAAGCUUGACGAAAACAAGGAACCAGCCUUCCAUGACUUUUAUCCCAAAACCAACAUUAGCAUCAAGCUUAAACCAAAGGAACCGCAAAAAACUUGCUACGCUUUUACCAGGUCAGAACCGGAACUUGGAGAUCCUUGGAGCAAAGCUGAAAUAUUCGAUAAAGGAAUCAGACACUUUACCAGCACCAUUGGACCUUCUGGUGGCAAAAAAGCUUAUCAAGCCAUCACAAAUCACACUUCCACAGCAUUAGCUUGGUACAUAAACGGAUUUCUAGCUCCUGAAUUGUGGCUUCGCAGAGGUUUAUCGUACGUUUUUAAAGUUCACGGAGGUAAUAAUCCACAUAAUCCAGAAUAUUAUCAUCCAAUGAUAAUAACUGAUGAUCCACAUGGUGGAUAUGAUCGAUUAACCGAUGUGGAUCAAUCGAAAAUCCGAGUAUUGGCAGGCGUGGAAUAUUCUAGAAGAGGAAGACCAAGGCCAACAGCAUCUGGUUCACUUUGUCUAUCGAAAUACAAAGACACACAAGACAGAAGACUGGACGACGAUUUUGAAUCGUUUAAAUAUUUCAACAGAUCUCUUGAAGGUUCUUGUGAGGCUGGUGAACCUGGCCGACUGGAAUUCACACCAAAUUCUUCAUGGCCGGAUGUGGUUUACUACAAUUCAUUUACUCAGGCCAACAUGGGCUGGAAAAUUCACAUUAUCGAUAGUUUUAAUCAAAGAACUAGCAACAGUGCGACAAAUUUUUCUGAUAAAUUAAUUUUGAGUUUUUGUAUGGUGAUAAUUUAUCAUUUGCUGUGAUGAUGAAUGUUAAAAGUAGAAAAAUGUGUCUUGAAUUUUAUGAAGAAAAAAGUAUUAUGUAUAGUGGGCCAAGAAAUCCAGUCAUUGGUGAACUUUCAGAUCCAAGGAUAGAAAGAUUUACUAUGGUUAUUUAUUUUGGAUUGUAUAAUUUAUAUUUAUUAGAACCUUAAUCAUUAGCCGUGUCCUUUUUGUGAUAUGUUUGUUUUUUGUAUUUUCAUAAAUUAUUCCAUCCAUUGAUUUAUUCUUCCAUAAACACAUAUUCAAGUAUUGUUAAUAUUUGCGUUUUCUUUAUUUCUACAUAUGUACUCACCUUUAAGUCUG
Molecule: messenger RNA, 2839 nt
Organism: Ceutorhynchus assimilis (cabbage seed weevil)
Lineage: Eukaryota; Metazoa; Arthropoda; Insecta; Coleoptera; Curculionidae
Source: the annotation of a GenBank genome assembly